AUGAUUGUGGUAGUUUUCGAGCUAAGUCGUUACUUUAGUCAGGAUAGCAUCGGUGCAAUAGCGUUCAUAGUGACACUAAUAAUCGGCUCCAUCGUCACGGCCUCGGCCGUGGUUCCUGGAACAGACGACUCGUUUUCCAUGGAGCGUAUUUUGGGUUCGGAGGGCAAACGAGCCGGAAGCUGCGUGAAACUCCACCGACCUUGGGACCAGACGGCAGAGGAGGAGUCAGACGAGGAGAACAAAGUUUGCCAUCAACCGCACGAUCGCCAACCUUCCCGGGUUAACUUCCAGAGUCCGCCGUCCAGCUGGUACAUCGGACGCCGACCUCGAACUGCCUUCACCAACAGCCAAGUGAAUGUUCUGGAAGCGGUGUUUCGGGUCAACUGUUAUCCAGGCAUCCAACUGAGGGAACAUCUUGCUGGGAGACUGGAUCUGGAUGAGGACCGCAUACAGAUAUGGUUUCAGAACCGACGGGCCAAACUAAGACGAUCCGUCCGAGAAAGCCGACUGAGAAUGGUUCAGUCGGCUGUGGCUGAUCUCGGGAGGAAGGUCGUGGGUCACCUGCAGGCUGAGGUUGAGGAAUGACAUUUUUCCAUCCAUCCAUCCACGGAGACAAACAAUCAUUCACCUCCCAAUUAGCAA
This is a messenger RNA of Phycodurus eques (leafy seadragon), 642 nucleotides long. Its product is annotated as homeobox expressed in ES cells 1-like. Bases 1 to 585 code for a protein of 194 amino acids. Lineage: Eukaryota; Metazoa; Chordata; Actinopteri; Syngnathiformes; Syngnathidae. Gene Ontology annotation, molecular function: RNA polymerase II cis-regulatory region sequence-specific DNA binding; DNA-binding transcription repressor activity, RNA polymerase II-specific. Gene Ontology annotation, biological process: regulation of transcription by RNA polymerase II; pituitary gland development; forebrain development. Gene Ontology annotation, cellular component: nucleus. The record is from RefSeq and is a predicted model, not a curated record. The transcript has 5 exons.